AUGAAGACAAAGCCCACAGAAUCUGCUCUUUGGCAACGGUGCAACGAUAUGAUCCUUAUGUGGAUUCUCAAUACACUUUCCGACGACCUGGCCACCAGUGUGGUGUACAUAACGACAACCAAAGAUGUUUGGGAUGAUAUUCGAGAACGUUUUUCUCAACAAAACGUGUCUCGUCUCUUUGAAAUCCAACAUGACCUUGCACAUCUUACGCAAAGUCAACAACCUAUCAAUGUGUAUUUCACCAAGCUUAAAGGUUUAUGGGAUAAGAUGGAUUCCUACCAAACUUUAAAGCCGUGUUCUUGCGGGGCUGUUCAAUCCAACAAUGAACAGGUGGAGAGAACCAAGGUUUUGCAGAUUUUAAUAGGGCUAGACGACUCGUAUUCUGCGAUUCGUGGGCAAAUUUUGCUUAUUCAACCAUUGUCUUCGAUUCGAUCCAUCUAUUCUAUGUUGACACAAAAAGAGAAGCAGAGAGGCAUGGCUGUUGGGCCUAGCCUCGUUGAACCUGCAUCCAUGGCGGUUCAAACAACCCGUGGAAAUAGUAGCAACAAUGGAAAAGGAAAAUUAUUUAAGAGGAAGCCGUUACAUUGCUCGUAUUGCGAUAAGGAUCAUCACGUUAUUGAAAUGUGUUGGAAGCUCUAUGGAUACCCACCGGGACACCGUCUUCAUGGUAAGUCCAGUGGUUCGAGUAAUUAUGGUGGGCACGACAACAAGCCGAGCGGCAAACCUGCUGUUAACAAUGUGGCAUCCACCGUUGCACCGUCCAUGCCCAAUCUCACCACCGAACAAUUUCAGCAACUCUUAUCCAUGAUGAGUCAAAAGAUGGGACUUGAUUCCAAGGCAAAUAUAGUAGGUGGGCUUCCUUCUUUCCAAUGGGUUAUAGACAGUGGUGCCACUGACCACAUAUCUAGUCUUCCCUUGACUAAUGCAACCUUAAAUCCACCUCUACCACCCAUGGCAUUACCUAAUGGGACUCGGGUUCCUAUAAACUCUGUUAGCACCUACAGUUUUGGACCUGGAGAUGAGGACGAUGAUUGGUUGGGGGUGACAACGUAA
Messenger RNA from Pyrus x bretschneideri (Chinese white pear), 1053 nucleotides. RefSeq lists its product as uncharacterized. The coding region runs from base 1 to 1053 and encodes 350 amino acids. Lineage: Eukaryota; Viridiplantae; Streptophyta; Magnoliopsida; Rosales; Rosaceae. The transcript is spliced from 2 exons. The record is from RefSeq and is a predicted model, not a curated record.